GUGGGAUCUAGUGUUAUUUCAUUUUCUUGGGUCAAUAAAAGCAGAAGAUUUUUCAUCUGUCAAAAGUGUCAAAUGUUUGUUUUGAUAUGCGAUUACUUUAAUUUUUAUUAAGAAAAUAUGAAUUCAUUGACGAGUGAUAUUGAAGAAUUGGAAAAUAAAGAGAAAAAUGAUUCUGCAAUUUUGGAAAUAAGUUCUACAGAAACUGGUAGUAAUAUAAAACAAGGAAAUAAUGAUAUAGAUAAUUUUUCAAAUUACAGCACAUCUGUGGAGGGAUCAUUGGUUAUUUCACCAUCAGCAGAUAGUUUUUCAACACUUCCAGAACAGGAAGUCAGUGAUUUUCAGACAGACACUCGUGAUUUGCAAGUGAAAGUUGAUAAUCCACAAAAACAUGUAGAAACUUUGGAAACAUAUAUAACAUUUCGUAUCAUCACAAAGUCCACACGAUCUGAAUUUGAAGAAAGUGAAUAUACCGUUCGCAGACGUUACAAUGAUUUCAUUUGGUUAAGGCAAAAAUUAGUGGAAGCGUAUCCAACUCACAUUAUACCGCCAAUGCCUGGGAAACAUUCAUUACUGGCACAAUUGGAUCGUUAUUCUAAAGAAUUUAUUAUUGCUCGUAUGAAGCUUUUACAUAUUUUUCUUAAUCGAAUCGUUAAUCAUCCUAUACUUAGUUAUAAUAAAAGUCUUAUUAUUUUCCUCACAAGUAAAUCUGCCGAAUUUUCCGUUCAUCGAAAAAAUCGUAGCAGUGUUCUCGUUAAAGUAGCGGAUUCACUGCCAAAUAUAAAUGUUCAUAUGACAAAAAUGCAUAAUUUAGAAUUCGAACAUUUUCGUGAUUAUUGUCUUUCAUUGAGCGAAAAAUUAGCCACAAUGGAUAAAAUAAGUCAUCGCAUUUACAAAGAAAGACUAGACUAUCUAAUGGAAUUACAUCAGUUACAUCCGAUAUUUACCUUAUGGGCUACAACAGAACCAGAACUUGAAUCUAUUUUAUUAGCAAUGGCCAAAUCAAUUGAAGCAAAUGCUACAGCACAUAAGAAAUUAUUAGAUUCAAUUCCUUGUGAAGAAAAAGAAUAUGUUGCUUAUAUUGAAGCUGUAAAAGAUGCUUUAAGUCGUCGUAAUUCAAUGCAAAUUGAAUAUGAAAUGACAGUUGAUGAAUUAUCGAAAAAACGACUUGAAAAAGAACAAUUGCUUAAUGCAUCACCAACGCAACACGUUAAUCAAGGAUGGGGUGGAUCAAUUUGGAAAAGUGAAACUCGUGAUGAAAAAUUGGAAAAAUUAGAUCAAUUAAUUUCGCGAUUGAUAAAAGAUGUUGAAGUAUUACAAGAUCGUUUGGAAUGUGCAAAUGAAAAUUUACACAGUGAUUUGGAACGAUGGAAUAUUGAAAAACGUAAAGAUCUGAAAAAUAUGUUGAUUGCAAUGUCUGAUCAACAUAUAUGCCAUUAUCAAGAAUGUGUAAAUGCAUGGGAAGAUAUUCUUGAAGGAAUUAAAAUUGAUAACGUUGUAUCAGAAGAAUUAAACGUUAAACUUUCUGUUUGAGAAGAAUUUAUGUCGGACGUACAAAUUUUUUUUUUCUUUUAUUAAAAGAAAAAGAAAAUCUACACUACACUUGUAUCUACACUUGUUAUUCAAUAUUUAUUUAAAUCAUUUAAUUGUUUUUAUUAUUAGUAUUUUAAUACCAAAAAUUUUCAAUUUUGUCUUAGAACACUUGCAUUUUUAUUAUAUUUAAUUUGUCACAUAAUAUAGAAUUUUAUCACUCACUUUAAUUAAUUAUUUUGAAAUAUUCUGAAUAAAAGAA
Leptopilina boulardi is the source of this 1789-nucleotide messenger RNA. Its product is annotated as sorting nexin-7-like. Gene Ontology annotation, molecular function: phosphatidylinositol binding. The record is from RefSeq and is a predicted model, not a curated record. The transcript is spliced from 7 exons. Bases 118 to 1530 code for a protein of 470 amino acids. Lineage: Eukaryota; Metazoa; Arthropoda; Insecta; Hymenoptera; Figitidae.